AUUGAGAAUAAUAUCAUAACAUCAUUAAUUAUUGAUUUAAAAACCCGCGGGAAAGAGGUAAAUUUCUAACCUCAAUAAAAUGUAAAAAUCCACCUUAAGAUGUUUACACGUAACAUUCAUGCCAACAAAUAGCUGAAUAAAAUAAUAAACAUGUUGUCAACAAUAAGAAACAGUAGAUCUGUCUUCGCGAGUGCAAAUAGACUUUCUAAAUCGACUGGGGCAUUAAAUCGGUGUAACAGCGAGAAGGCCAGGAAGAAGGAUGAGGCGAAUUAUCCGGUGAGGAUUCUGUCUGGGAUUCAGCCAACGGGUGCUAUUCAUCUCGGGAAUUAUCUGGGCGCUGUGAGGGAAUGGGUUCGGUAUCAGGAGAUCCACGAGGAUGUUGUGUGGAGCAUUGUUGAUAUGCAUGCAAUAACAGCUCCUCAAGACCCCAAGGAAUUACAGGAUAACAUAAUAAAAAUCACUGCAACCCUCCUGGCCUGCGGUAUAGACCCUUCGAAGAGCAUUCUCUUCCAGCAGUCGUCAGUCCCCAUGCACGCAGAGCUCGCCUGGGUCUUUGGCAGCAUGACGACCAUGCCAAGGUUGUCCCAACAACCACAGUUCAAGGAGAAGAGUGAAAAACUCAAGGACAUUCCCCUGGGGCUGUUCACGUAUCCAGUUCUGCAAACAGCUGAUAUAUUGCUUUAUAAAGCUACUCAUGUACCUGUGGGAGAGGAUCAGAUACAGCAUCUGCAGUUGGCACAACAUACAGCUCAAUUUUUUAAUGUUAAAUAUGGAAAUACGUUUCCAAUGCCUGAGCCACUUAUCAAUAAAUCAAGUGGACGAAUAAAAUCCCUGAGAGAGCCCGCGAAGAAGAUGUCUAAGUCGUCAGAGUACAAAAAGAGUAGCAUAAACUUGGUGGACCCCCCAGAGGUAAUUCGGGAAUACUUGAAGAAAGCAGUGACAGACUUCACGUCUGAAGUGACGUACGACCCGGCGGAGCGUCCAGGGGUGUCGAAUCUGGUGAUCAUCCACUCGAUAUUAACAGAUAAAUCCCCUCAAGAAAUUUGUGACGAGGCACAAGGGCUGAACACUGGGCAGUACAAGCUCCACCUCGCAGACGUCGUCAUAGAGAAGUUGAGACCGAUCAGGGAGAGGUACGAGGAGCUGGUGAACGACCCUGGAUAUCUGAAUGAAGUCCUUAAAAGUGGGACUGACAGAGCAACUGAGAUUGCUAGCAGUUCCUGGUCUGAGGUGAAGAGUAAAAUCGGGUUUUCUGGGGGAAUUUUGUCGAGAACGGCGAAGGAAGUUGAGAGGAAACAUGUGACGUCCGUUUAAUUUAGAUAAUUUAUUAAGAAAAUAAUUUAUGAAUUGUUGAAUGUGAAGUGGUGAAGGAGAAUAAAAUGAUGAAGGAUCAUUUCGUGAAUAUCUUUGGAGCGAGGGGGUCUGGAGAAAAAUUUCAGAAAGCAAUUUUGUAGUGAAUUUUGUGAGCUACAAAAAAGUUUCUGCGACAUUUUUUGAUCAAUCCAAUGGUUUAGGAGAUAUUCACGAAAUAGUCUGCACGAAAUUUCUGGA
Molecule: messenger RNA, 1551 nt
Organism: Diachasma alloeum
Lineage: Eukaryota; Metazoa; Arthropoda; Insecta; Hymenoptera; Braconidae
Gene: TrpRS-m
Product: tryptophan--tRNA ligase, mitochondrial
Exons: 5
Coding region: 151-1314 (387 amino acids)
Biological process (GO): mitochondrial tryptophanyl-tRNA aminoacylation
Cellular component (GO): mitochondrion; mitochondrial matrix
Molecular function (GO): tryptophan-tRNA ligase activity; ATP binding
Source: RefSeq, a predicted model, not a curated record